Pecten maximus is the source of this 4988-nucleotide messenger RNA. RefSeq names its product cephalotocin receptor 2-like. NCBI's taxonomy places the organism in Eukaryota, Metazoa, Mollusca, Bivalvia, Pectinida, Pectinidae. The coding region runs from base 19 to 1257 and encodes 412 amino acids. The transcript has 2 exons. Gene Ontology annotation, biological process: G protein-coupled receptor signaling pathway. Gene Ontology annotation, cellular component: membrane. The record is from RefSeq and is a predicted model, not a curated record. Gene Ontology annotation, molecular function: peptide binding; vasopressin receptor activity.
GACGUCAUAAGUGACAGGAUGUCAACAAUGCCUCUACAGCCCUACGCAUCCGGAAUGGUUGCUGAAAGUUCCAAUAUGUCCGAUCUAGACUAUUUGAUGACUACCAUGGACCCUUUCAACUCUACCCAUGAUUCUGGGAACGCCACGAGAUGCCGAUCAGUUCAUGACAAGGAGUACAAUCAAAAGAUCAGAAUAAUCAAUUUGUAUAUAACUUUGAUUCUUGGAACCCUUGGCGGAAUCAUGGUGUUAGCUUGGAUGUCGAACAAUCGGAGAUUGAAGACAAGGAUGAACAGUCUGUCACGUGUCAACAGUUUCAUUUUGAAUUUGACAAUUGCCGAUCUAGCCGUCAUGUUCCUAGCUGUACUUACGCAGCUGAUAUGGGAGUACCAGGAUAAGCGAGAGUGGGGAGCCGGAGCCUUCCUCUGUAAGAUGGUCAAGUUCUGUCAAAGCUUUACUCUCAUGGCUAGUACUAAUAUGUUAGUGGUCAUUGCUAUUGAUCGACACCAGGCAAUACUACGUCCACUGAAGACGCCAAUUGCGGUAUGGAAGAUGGCUGGCGCUGGCUGGGCAGUUGCUGCCUUAGGGUCCUUGCCGAUGCUGUACGUUUUCAGAACAAACGUCGUUGACGGUGUUCAGAAGUGUGAAAACAUAUUCAGAGAUCUCCCUAGGUCUCACAGGAAGGCGUUUUUAACUUAUGCUGCUGUCGUUGUCUUUCUUAUCCCUAUAUGUCUCCUUAUUUUCUGUUACACUAGUAUCUUUCUUAAGAUAGCAAGAAAAGCAAAGGAGAGCCAAACAUCUAAACGACAUUCAAUCAAACCUGGGAAGAUACAUCUUCAAAGCACAAACUCGAAUUCCUUACCAAAGGCAAAGAUCAAGACAUUGAAAAUGACCUUUGUCAUUGUGGUAGUGUUUCUCGUGUGUGGAAUUCCAUACUUUAUCGCCGAAAUGAUUAUGUCCUAUGGUGACCACUGUAUCAUAUCAGACCUUGUGUACGGAAUCAUUGGCGGGCUAGCAGCCGCAAACUCAGCAGCUAAUCCAUAUGUCUUUUUAUUGUUUAACUGCAAUGGACGCUACUCUCGUGACCGAAAGAGAUCAAGUUCAGACACCAUUGGGAAUUCGACAACCCGGACCGUUUAUUCAACAGCAAGCACUCGCUCUGACUACGUGGGCGACUCCAAGGCUAUUUACCAACCGUCGAUAAAAUACAAGUGGAACGCUAGUAGUCAAAACAGCAUGGAACUGAACUGCAUGCGAUGAAAUGAAUUUGUUUCUUUCAUCAUAUUAAACCACUUUAUUGACUUUAACUUUCAUCAAAUACACUUUUUGUUUUAUUAAUCAAUCCGAAUUGUGUUGGGGAACAUGUAAAUACUUAUAUUAAAGUGAGAAAUUGAAAUAACAAAUGAUGUUUUGAAGGUUAUAUAUAUACAUGUAUGGCAUAUUGGAACUAUGUUUGAACGAAAACACGCUUUAGGCUAUAUGUAAUGUAUUUAGUAUAAAGUAUUAUGUAUCCGAAGCCAGAGAGGCAUGAUCAACCAAAUUACAUCCGUUAUGUCCUUCGACGUUUACCGAGCCAAUACUGUUUGUAUAUGUAUCAUAUAAACAUAUAAGUAUUUGUUGGGAGGUAAAGUUACGAGCACUGAAGGUUUAGUUACACCUGAUUUGCAUUGCAUAUGGUGCGAGACUCACUGAGACUUUAUACGACUUGAAAACAAAAACGUUAAGGAAACACUUCCGUUGAAGGUUGAAUAGUUUAUUAUUCCAUAUGUUUUCGUAGUGUAACAAUGGUCAACAAUCAGUGUAGUAAAAUUUAAUCAUAAGAAUCAUAUAAAAAAAUAUAUACAUUAUAAAAUUGUACGUUUUAUUUUCGGUAUGUUAUUGAUAUGUGUUUACAUUGCAUGAUAAUUAUACGAUAACAGUUAAUUAGAUAGAAAACUGAUUGAAUAGAUUGCGAAAGUCAUAAAAAUGCCCUUUUACGUGGACAGUUCGCCGUCAAAAGUGCUGUUAAUUAAUAAUUUUAAUCAAUUCAAAUUUAAUUGUAAUAUACAUCAGAUAUUAAAAAAUGUAGAAAAUACAAACGUACCGUCGCAUUUUUAUUUAUUUUUUUUUUUUUUUUUUGAUUGUCCUGCGGUCGCCUUUUACAAUCGAAGCGCAACUCAUUAUAGCAAUCUACUUAUACUUUAAAGAUAGAUAAAUAUCCAUUAAAUAUCAUGCUUAGUUACAUUAAAUGUACUUAACAUACAUAUUUGAACCUUCAAAAUGUCCUCUGGUAGCAGGUAUUCUGCAUGAAUUGGAAAGAUAUUCAUGUUGGGUUGAUUGCAAAUCUACAUUGAAAGCGAUAAGACUAAAAUUAAGUUUGAAUUCAGCUAAUUUAAUUUUAUGUAGACUUGCGUGUUUUUUAAAUGCUCCAUUCAACCUGUCUAUUGUAUGACCUGGUUUUGUAGCUAUCAACAAAUUGCUUUUUUAAUUCAUAAUUAAAAGAGAAGUGUAUUUUGUGAAUGAAUGAAUUCUGACUUGAAAUGAACAUUUUAAUAUUAUUGCGGUUAACACUUCAAUGUGUAUUGAUAUACAAUAAUAUUGUAACAAGUUUUACCGUCCUAUACGUGUAGAACAAGUGGAAAACAGUAUUUCAGUAAAUUAUCAUUGAUAACAUUUACAGUGUUUCAAGCAACUCGCCAUCUCGAAUCAUGAUUUGUUUGUUGAACAGUGUAAACUGCUGGUAAGAAUUGCCCAUCCAUCAUCGUUUUUUACAUCCAUAUACAUUCAGAUUUUUUUGUUUUUGUUUUUUAUUGACUACCUCUGUGAAACGCUAUUCCCUGUUUUAUCUUUGUCCUCCAUGAAAUGUCAACCAUGUUUUGUUCUCAAAAAGUACAUGUUUUGAUAGAUUAGAAGAAAGAUAUCUAUCUGUAUAUGUUACUGCGAGUGCUUCAUCAACUUUACAUGUACAUAUUUGAUUUUGAAUGAUGUUCUCUGAUAUUUUGCCGUUUUCAUUGUAAAUAAUAUUGUCUAAAUUGUUAUUAUCGAUACAAUGUUAAUAUCUGAAUAUAGACUAUAUCGCUACUAUAUGAGUAUUCUGAUCAUGGUUAUGUUGGUGUUGUUUUUAAGAAAAGUAAAUAGUUGCUAACAAAAUCAAGAUUACAACAUUAAGAUAUGAAGUACAUGACUCCCUGAAAGAAAACCUGUCAUUGACAAACUUCAUUUGGGACAAAUGUUUUGAAAGCCUGGUGAUUGCAAGAAUUACGCAAGAAUUCAAAUUGCAUUAACGUUGUCCUGCAGGGUAGUUCAAACUAUAAGGAAUUCCUCAUGAACGAGUUAAAAUCAAAGUGGCAUAUUGUGUUUUAAUUGUUUAAUGGUUUUGUUUAUAGACAAGUGCUUUGCCAAGGCACGAUUGAUAAUAACCUUUCAGCGAUAGUCACAAUUGAUCAUACUAUAUGCUUGCCACAAUCAAAGCCUGAUAAUAAUAGAUCCAUGGUACCUGCUAGGUCAUAUAAGUCUUUGUUCCUUUAGACUAAUAACAGUACUAUCCACUGUGUUUUGGACGGUUUGGUCUUUGCUUAAUUUUGUUCAUUAUCAAAUGGAAUUUUUUCUCCGAAAAUUUCUGAAUCAUGAAAAUUUGUAAUGAUAUGUAUAUAGGGACUUACAGGUAUAAACUUUACUAUAUUAUUCAGUGAGAACAGACUCUGGUUACAAUUGAUUUAUUAUGCGUUUGAUUGUUUUAAUGGAUAUAUAUUCUAUUAUUAUUAAUCUAAAACAAAGUAUGCACAAAUGCAUUAUGCUUUUUAAAUAUAUCAGACAGAAUUGAAAUUCAGAAUAAGAAAGUUGGAUUAGAGCUUGAGGAAUAAAAAUAUGCAUAGUAUGCAUGUCGAAAUUGAACCAUUUCUUUUAUAAAGAAGCAUUUAUGCAUCUUCGGUCCUGUCACAGACAACAAAAAGAAUGUAUAGAUUGAAAAUGGCCACCAUAUAUGGCAUAUGGUGACAUUUAAUAUCAAUUCUAAACAUAUUACAAAUUAACAAUACAAAAUUAACAUAGCAUAACACAAUAAUUAAAAAACGUCCAAAAAUAAACAUCUAAAAAUGACAAUGAUAGUCAAUUACAACAAAAGCCUGUGUGGGGGUUGCCAAACUCCGCCACAAAACCAGCCUGUGAAACGCUGCUGGUUUCCCCAUUAUAAAUAUUUGUAGAUUAUUUUUGUGUCGGAUGUUUUCAAAAUUGGUCGCGUUAAAGUUUCACAUCAAUGUCCAUUAAAAACCUAUGGUACUCGUUUUCAUUUGUUUAAAAUUUGUUCCAAUACAAAAUAAAUUGUUGGGACAAAGCAUUAACUACCCUUAACGAUUACAUGCUCGAAAACAUACUAAAUGUUAUAACACAAGAGAAUGAUAAACAUAUGUAUUUUCAUUAAUUAUCUACGAGUGAUUUUCUUAACUGUAAAUAACACCAUAUUAUCUGCCACCGAUCAUCUCAUGAACCAAAACGAAUCAUGACGGUUCUGUUUUGCAUGUGUCGAUUCUAUUUUAUACAGAAAAUAUCAUUCUUUAACAUAUAUAAUUGAUCUAUUGACAAUGUAGUGACGUUCAGAUGCAUUUUAUUCCUUAACAAACACAAUAACUAUAUUCACGCGGAUAACAUUUGUAAAUUAAUACAGAAUCCAAAGGUGUAAACGCGUACAAACGAAAGAAGAAACAGUGUGAUUUGUAAAUACUGUACGAGUACCUGUUUGUGUAAAGGAUAACGACAUGUGUUUGACAUAAAUAGUGGGGAGACGUUAUCAUUUUGGAUUUGACAUAUGUAUAUAUUUUACUAUUGAUCGAUUGACUACGCUGUACCAUUGUAUCAAUCGGAGUGCAUUGCAGGUUUAGUAUUGUCUAUUUCGAUUGUCACUUUUCUUUUGUAGAUUUAACAUUUAGUGAUGUUAAUCAUAAAGCAAUGUCAAAAUUCUGUACAUUUCUUUGUCGUAUGAUUAUAAUUCAAGAAGAUUACAUCCUGUUAUUUUA